Messenger RNA from Salvia splendens (bonfire salvia), 5350 nucleotides. Its product is annotated as histone-lysine N-methyltransferase ASHH2. Gene Ontology annotation, molecular function: protein binding; histone H3K36 methyltransferase activity; zinc ion binding. The record is from RefSeq and is a predicted model, not a curated record. The transcript has 18 exons. The coding region runs from base 303 to 5159 and encodes 1618 amino acids. Lineage: Eukaryota; Viridiplantae; Streptophyta; Magnoliopsida; Lamiales; Lamiaceae. Gene Ontology annotation, cellular component: nucleus.
UUGACCCAAACCAAACGCUCUCUCUCUCCUCCCUCUUUCGCUCUCACACGGUGAACAGCGCCGCUCCUCCUCUCGCAUUCCUCGCUUCUCCGGCGAUCUAACCACCGCCGUCGGCCUCCAAUUCAGCCUCCGACCAUUUGUGCGCCUCCGCCUUCUCCAUCAGCAGCAACGCCGCCAGUCCCCCCUCCACUCCACCCCCAUUUUGGAUUUCCUCAUCUGCUCCGCAAACAAAACCGCAAGUUCAGGCGAUGUUUUCUUAUGAGUCACAGGGGCGGUGCUUAUGAUUUUUUCAUUCACAUUUGAUGAAUCUCCAUGAACAGAGUAGCAUGUUUACAGAGAUGACAUUGGGAGAAGAUAUGUAUGGGAUCGGGAUCAAGGACGAGGCGUUCAUGAUUGAUUUUGAUCUGGACAUUGGCAAAUUGUCUGCUUCUCCACGACCUUAUGAGUCCUCUUUUGUGGCAGUUGAUAUACCAUCUUUGAGCAUGGUUGAAUCAGAAGUUUCAGGUUCUGAUCUUCUUUCACCUUUUGAUUCCUUCUGUGCUCAUGAGUCUCUCGAGCAAAAGGACUGUGUAGCACCGGGAACCAAUGCUGAUGCUGUAGAUUUAGUUGGUCAAGCUUACUCGUCUAUACAAUGCCCAUCCGAUGGAAAUGAUACUACUGGCCUUGAUGCUUCGGACUUAGCUGUUGUUCCGGAGCCAUCUGUACAAGGAGAUGGUGAAGCUAAUAAGGUUGUGGUUGGUACUGACAAAACCUGCACGCCCAGUCAUUCCUUAAUUGUAUAUACAUCUUCUCGUAGGCGGAGUGCACGCAAUACUAAAUCAGGUCAGAUUAACGAGUCCCCAAGUUCAUCUAAAUGUAGAAGAGCAGUUAACAAAAGCUCGGAAUUUGAUCUAAGUUUCUUUCCAGUAACAAGAAGAAGUAGAAGUUUAUCUACGAACCGAGCUCGAUCUUCUGUUUGGGGAGAUCUGGGUAAUAUCUUACCAGAUAUUGAUCAAAGCAGUGUGUUUGAGAAAAGUUUAGGUAAUGAGCGAAAACUAAGACGUGAGAAAGGCGGGAAAGGAAAAAGAAAGGGUACGAGAGAUCAGAUAGGUAAAAAAUCAAUACAGAAAAGUUUGGUUGUCACUGGUCAUAUUUCAUUAAAGGUUAAGAUUGGAAAUAAAUUGUGUACUCCUGGGAAUGUUACUGAAAGUUUUAGUGCAUCAGGAAAAGAUAUUUCUGGACUGGUUGAUACAAACAACAAGUUGGGAGAGGAAGUCCCAAGAGACUUUUCAGCACCAUGUGAAAGGGAUUUAAAGAAGGUCAUGUCAUCUGAUGGUUCUGCUUUAAACACACACCUUAAGGUCAAGGGUACUCUGUAUAACCAAUCCCUUGAUACUUCAAGUAACUUCCAUGAGAUCAGAAGUCUGGAGGAGGUUGAUAACUCUCGAACAUUGACUGAAAUACAGCGUUCUGAUGUUGGAACCUCGCCUGAUUCAGAAGUUAUAAAUUCUAUUCCUGAUGUUUCUCUUUGUGAAAAAGGUUUACUAGAUGUACAAGAUGGUUCAAUUUUGUCCAAGGCACAUUCCUCUUCAAUGGACAACAUAUCCAAUUUGAUUUUAUUACCUAAGCACUCCAAGAAAGGAAAGAAAAAGGUCAAGCACCAUCAGGCCGACAAUUGUGUGUUGGGUAGCAAACUAAGUAGUGUGGGUACCAGAAAUAAUUCUACAGAAGAACGUGUUUCUUUUAAAGAUGUUUCUUGUUUGUGCCCAUCACGAGCUGAACCAUAUUUAAAUGGUGAAGACACGAAGCCUUGCUCAAACUCACCAGUCUGUGACACGUUGAUACCUUGCAGCAAUGGUGCAAAAUUUCACAAAUGCUCUAGUGCUACUGCUAAGGGAAGGAGCAAGGGCAGGUCUAGAAAUUUUCCCAAUGAGAAAGAAGCAGCAUCUAAAAAGAAGGGAAAUAAAAACAGUUUAGAUAGAAAUGAAGCACCAUAUGAUGUUGGAGGAACUGGAGCAUUUAGCAAUGGAGUAACUGGACCAAUUAACACAGAGAAAUCUUCAAUUAAUGGAGUGAGAGAGAAAUAUGACCCACCUAGGAAUGCAUGGGUACUUUGUGAUAAGUGCCAAAAAUGGCGGCGGAUACAAGCGGCUCUUGCUGAUCAAAUUGAAGAAACUAACUGUGGAUGGACUUGCCAAGAUAACGCCGAUAAAGCCUAUGCUGACUGCUCAAUUCCUCAAGAGAAGUCAAAUUCAGACAUUAAUGAAGAACUGGAAAUAUCUGAUCGCUCUUGUGACGAAGAUGCUUCUGGAACUUUUCGGAAGCUUAAUCAAGACAGACCAAAGGUUGCUCUGCAGUCAUCGUGGACACUUAUUAAGUCAAACACGUUUUUGCAUCGAAGCCGCAAAACUCAAACCAUUGAUGAGGUAAUGGUUUGCCACUGUAAAACUCCAUCAGAUGGAAGAAUGGGUUGUGGAGAUAAAUGUUUGAACCGGAUGCUUAAUAUUGAGUGUGUCCAGGGAACUUGUCCAUGUGGUGAACUUUGUUCAAAUCAACAGUUUCAAAGGCGCAAAUAUUCUAAACUGAAGUGGUUCAGGUGCGGAAAGAAAGGCUAUGGUCUUCAGGCGCUUGAAGACAUGCCUCAUGGGCAGUUCCUGAUAGAAUAUGUUGGAGAGGUACUUGAUGUGCAUGCAUAUGAAGCAAGACAAAGAGAGUAUGGCAUGAGGGGUCAUAAACAUUUCUAUUUCAUGACAUUGAAUGGGAGUGAGGUGAUCGAUGCAUCUGCUAAAGGGAAUCUGGGCCGGUUUAUAAAUCACAGCUGUGACCCUAACUGCCGCACUGAAAAGUGGAUGGUGAAUGGGGAGGUUUGCAUUGGACUGUUUACUCUGAGAGAUAUAAAAAAGGGGGAAGAGGUUACAUUCGAUUACAACUUUGUACGUGUUUUUGGGGCUGCUGCCAAAAAAUGUGAAUGUGGCUCAGCUAAUUGUCGGGGCUAUAUUGGUGGUGAUCUAACGAACUCAGAAGUAAUUGCUCAGGAUGAUUCAGAUGAUGAAUAUGCAGAACCAGUAAUGACUUGUGAAGGAGAUAUGAGUGAAGAUUGGAAUGAAAUAGUAUUAAACAACUCGAAAGAUGAAAUUGCUAACGAACUACCUGAAAGCAUCUAUAGUAUGGAGAAAUGUGUCGGUGCUGUUGGUGAGAGCUUAAUAACAUCACACACUUCUGACACUUCACCUCAAAUAGAUGAAGGUGUUGACCCUGCACAGGCAGAAAUCAGGGUUGACGAUGGGAUUGGUGUGUACGAUUCUAUUGGUAACAAUUUUGCUGCUAAUGUUGUGGAGAAGUUGAAUUACAAUAAAACUAUGGGCGAGUUCUUGAAACGAUAUACACCGGUAGGUUGUAAGGUUGAAUGUGAAGGCAUAGCAUCCCAGAUGCGAGAGUCUUCCCAAAUCAAGGAUAUUAACUCAGAAUUGGAUGGUAUUGUAAACAAGUCCAUGUCUUCUACUCACAAAACAACGAUUAGCGUACCUCAUAGCAAAUCAUUGUCCGAUAAAGUUGAGGGAAAUAGGAAUUUAAAGUAUCCUACUGUGGAAGGCAGGGAUGAACUAGCAAAGUCCAAGUGUCUCACCAAGACUAAACGCUUGUUCACAUUAAUUAAGAAAGGGAAACCUAAAUUGAAUGCUUUGAAGGACAAACUAUCUCCGGAUGUGAAUAAGUUAAGUGCAGAACUGCAGAAAUCCAAAAAAUUGUCAAAAGUUUCUUUAAGCCAUCAUCUUGAAGCAGUAGAAGGAAAGCUGAACGAACUACUUGACCCUGAAGGAGGAAUAAGCAAGCGAAAAGAUUCAUCAAGAGGUUACUUGAAACUUCUUUUUCUAACUGCUGCAACUGGGAACAAUGGCCAUGGCGAAGCUAUUCAGAGCAAUAGAGAUCUUUCAAUGAUUUUGGAUGCACUCUUGAAGACAAAAUCUCGGACAGUUCUGGUUGAUAUUAUAGAUAAAAAUGGUUUGCAUAUGUUGCACAACAUUUUGAAGCGAUACAGGAAAGAGUUCAUCAAAACUCCAAUCUUGCGCAAGCUUCUUAAGGUACUGGAGUAUCUAGCAACACGAGAGAUUUUAACAUUGGAGCACAUAACUGGAGGUCCUGCUUGUCCAGGAGUCGAGAGCUUUAAAGAUUCAGUAUUGACUCUGACAGAACAUGCUGACAAACAGGUCCAUCAAAUUGCACGUAACUUCAGGGAUAAGUGGAUUCCUAGAUCCUUACGGAAAACUUGCUGCAUGGAGAGAGAGAAUGCAGUGUUUGAAUAUCAGCAGCCUACAAGCCAUGGAGGUUUAUUGACAUCAUAUGAUCAUUGGAGUGAUAGAGGGAGAAAACCAACAGAAGCCACACACUCUAUUGAAACACAUCCAGUUACUGCUUCUGGCACAGCAGAGACUUCUACUCCUGAGCUCUCAGCUUCAGGUAGUAGCUGCAGAACCAGUGAGCCAAAGACGCGCAAGCGCAAGAGUCGGUGGGAUGAGCCUGCGGAGCACCCACAAUCAAGAUGUACGAACACUUUGGUAGGUGAUGACAAGCAUAAGGGCGAUGAGGAUAUCCCUCCUGGGUUUGGAACUCCUUGCAACGGCCCUAUGAUUCCAUCCAAUGCUCCUCCAACUGCUCCUGAUCACCAAGAAAGGGGGGUGCAAAUGAAGCAGCAGUCCCUUAAUAUUGUAUUGGGUCAACAACAUUUGAGGUUCAGUGCUCGUAUGCCGGUCACCUAUGGAGUUCCCUAUUCUGUCAUGCAGCAGUUUGAAGUCCCACAAGCAGAAGUUACUGAUGGUUGGACUACAGCUCCAGGUGUGCCAUUCCAUCCAUUUCCACCUCUGCCUCCUUGUGCCCCUGUUGCACUUGUUCGAUCAACAUCUGCUAGAUGUGCAUCAUCAAGUGCACCUACAGAAACAGCUGGACAAUCUAGUGAUACUUGUUUGACCUAUCAAACUUACCAACAAAACACAAAGACAUGCAGCUCAGAUUCAUCACAUGUCUCAGUUGCAAUUGGCCGCCCAGAUCUCCAGCAAGGAGGUUCUUGUAACUUGGGAAGGAAUUUUUUCAGGCAGCAAAAGUUUACUCAUUCGAAGCUCCCACCAUGGGUUCGAAUGAGAAAUAGUCGGGGUUCUGCUGGGAACAUUGCCAGAAGUGGUUUCUGAGGAGUAGAUGUAGCAAACUCAGAGGACUGUAGGAGAGAUUUUUUAUGUGAAAUUCAUUGGUAUUUGUUUUGGAAAAUCAGCCUUAAUUAUAGGAGCUGUUGAAAAACCAUCUGGUUCUCCUUUUUGAUGUAUUACAAUUCUUUGCUCACAUUCUGACAAAGGUGCAUUAUUCUUUUGUUGCUUCAGCUUUA